AAUUCUAGGAAAACACGAAGUGUGAUUUCAACUAUUUAAUUUUAAAUACCGAUCACGUUAUUUCCUUUACUUUAUAGCUGAAUGAUCAACGUUAUAUCAUGUAUCCAAUUAUAAUUGCAAUUUGUCCUGUAUUUCAAACAAUUUCCUUAACCGAGAAACUUAUGUGCCUGGAAAGAAUAUUAAAUGAAAUUCGAUUCUUCUAACAUUCUCACGGCUCUUUUCCGCUUAAUUAUCGUUGAUCUAAAGCUGUUUAAUUAUGUUAAUUUAUACGAAAAUACUCCCAUCUUGCAUAUUAAAGUAUACUUACUGAUCAAAUAAACAUUUAGCAAUUAAGGCCGCGAUAUCGCGUGCGCGGAUAUUCUCUCAAUGCACGUGAUAUCGCAUGAGAAGUAUCCACAGUGCAAUGUCGAAUUUUACAUUAUUGUAACCUACAUCUUCUGCCAGAAUUUUCCAGAAUUAAUUAAAAAUAAAAAAUGUUACCAUCAGUAGAAAAUAGUGCUGCCACCUGUAAAGACACGUGAAACUAUUCCAUGCGUCAACCAGAAUGCACCAAGUGACAUGCAUACACUAACACAUGAAAGUGGAAGCUAGUCGUUGAAUUACAGAAUAUUAAAUUAGUUGUGUGUAGUAUGAGAGUACAACUGCCACACUGCCUUACAAAACAUGGGAGAUAAAGAGCAGCAUCACGUACACUUUAGCGGGGGAAGCGGUCUCGGGAAAGAUAACAAUAUUAUGAUACAACCGCAACGACAUGGACAAAUAGAUGCACAUCUUGGAUUUUUGCAACUUCAUCACAGAUAUCACGUGGAAUUCUCGAUUCCGUGGAAUGAAUGUACACAUAGAAAUGGAAAGAAUAACCCUCCAGCAAUAGCGACAGGACCCCCUAACCCUAAUUGUCGCAUUAUUGAAUUGAAACAAGAAAAAGAUGGCCUAAAGUUAAAAAUAGAGUUUUUAGCGUAUAAGGAAAAGAUUUUGAAGGAAGAAGUGCAAAUAAUGUGUUGCAAGGAAGGAACCCCAUUGCACAUUCAACUGAACACCCGCGUUUUGGGAAAAGACAAGGGUACACCGUUGCUGAGGAAUGGGAUACACAACAUUGGCGUGGACAAAGCGAACAUGGAUGAGGUGAGGAGUGGAAGGUCAAGUAGAGGUUGAGGAUCAGGAGUUAAACGUGAAAUACGAGAACGUUUCUUAUUUCGAACUUUAGUCGUGCGAUUGGCAGGAUCUUUGCCUAUGAACAUAAUCACUGCGGUUAGCUAGCAAUGAUUUGCAACCGUUAUUUUAAUUGUAAGAAGUUAUAUAUGCACGCGUUAAAUUUAUUGGCGUAAUUGGGACUUAUAUUUGGAACAAGUUUCCAAUAGAUUGACCAAUAGUACAGGGUUAAACGGCUUUGUAGAAAUUUCUGAAGUUCUAAUGCAAACUAUGGAUAGCCAGUGUAUCUUGGGGUGCGGUCAGGUUUAUCCUGAUUAGUAUCUAAUUACGCCAAUGUUAAAUUUAAAAUAUAUAGAAAUAAUCUUAUCUAUCGGUCGUGAUAAGCUUAACACGACAGCUAUCUUAAAUGCACGAUAUAACUUUCGAAAUACGCAAUGUUCGGUAAAAAAGCUGCUAUUGGAUUUAUUGCAAUGCCUUCAAUUGCAUGGGCCUAUGAGACAACUGCAAGACUUGUUUCUUCUCUCGCGUCGACAAUUUUCAACAACGAACUUGACGCGAGUACUUAAGUGUUCUUUUAAUCAGCCUUCUUGAAGGAUCACAUCGAGAUAUGUAAUUAACUAAAUCGUAAUUGCUAAAUACCGCAUUUGCCUAUUGUUCCUUCUUAAACGAGAACGUAUCACGCAAUGCCUAUAUCAAAGUCUAUAACACUCAAGCGUAAUAUCAUCAAUCUAUCUGUAAUAACGAAAUUGUAUUUUAUGAUCGUUUUACAUCGAGUAUAAAUUUAUCAGAAGAAAAAUAUCAGUAAUCAAAAAAUGAAUUUUACGAUUGACGAUGCUGUUUUCUAAUUCUUUGCUGAACUGAUACGAACUAUCAAAAUAAAUAACUUCGACGAAACAAUGUGCCCUACGUUUGUUUCAUUGUUAAUGAUGAUCUUUCGUUAAAACCUAUCUUUGUACAAAAUCAAUUGACCAUCAAAAGUUGAAAGUAUUAUCUUAAAGU
Megachile rotundata (alfalfa leafcutting bee) is the source of this 2148-nucleotide messenger RNA. Its product is annotated as adipose-secreted signaling protein. The record is from RefSeq and is a predicted model, not a curated record. NCBI's taxonomy places the organism in Eukaryota, Metazoa, Arthropoda, Insecta, Hymenoptera, Megachilidae.